UUCUCUCAUGGAUUCCCCUGGGAUAUAUAUUUGAGUCUCCAUUGGUAUGUGCUUUGCUUGAUAGAUGGUUGUUGUAUUGCCUUUGAAUUUAAUACUUAAUAACUUCCUUAAAAGAGUAAGUACAUUUGAGCAAAAUUCUGAUUGUGUUUGUUUAUGUAACAGCUUGAAACGCUGCUGAAUUUUUUCCCCAUGCCAUCGUAUCGGAAUUUCACUCUUCAGUGUUUGACAGAGGUUGCAGCACUUAAUUUUGGAGAUUUCUACAAUGCCCAGUACGUUAAGAUGUACACCAUAUUCAUGAAACUGUUACAGACCAUGAUUCCUCUUAAUACAAACAUUCCCGUGGCUUAUGCAAUUGGUUCCAGCGAAGAGCAGGUAAAGUUGUUUUUGGCGCUUCAAAAUUUAAUGAAGACCAUUUUUUAUGUGUUCGCUCAAUAAUUGUUUAUUUCUGGCAA
Humulus lupulus (European hop) is the source of this 452-nucleotide messenger RNA. Its product is annotated as protein EXPORTIN 1B-like. Lineage: Eukaryota; Viridiplantae; Streptophyta; Magnoliopsida; Rosales; Cannabaceae. Bases 190 to 435 code for a protein of 81 amino acids. The transcript has 3 exons. The record is from RefSeq and is a predicted model, not a curated record.